This is a messenger RNA of Tympanuchus pallidicinctus (lesser prairie-chicken), 1254 nucleotides long. It is a transcript of the gene MED7, whose product is annotated as mediator complex subunit 7. Gene Ontology annotation, molecular function: transcription coregulator activity. Gene Ontology annotation, cellular component: mediator complex. Gene Ontology annotation, biological process: regulation of transcription by RNA polymerase II. The transcript has 2 exons. The record is from RefSeq and is a predicted model, not a curated record. NCBI's taxonomy places the organism in Eukaryota, Metazoa, Chordata, Aves, Galliformes, Phasianidae. Bases 181 to 873 code for a protein of 230 amino acids.
UUGGCCAGCUGCCGCCGGGCUCCUGCCGAGCGCGGCCUCCGCCUUUGUUUCUCUUCAGCAGCGGCCCGGCGAGCCCCGCCGUGCGGCUUUUGGGCCUUCCCGGAGCCUGGCCGUAGCGGUGGGCCGGGCCUUCCUUCUUGUGCCUCUUCACUGGCAGAUCUGGUAUUUUCAUCUGCAAAAAUGGGUGAACCUCAGCAAGUGAGUGCCCUUCCUCCACCUCCAAUGCAAUAUAUAAAAGAAUAUACUGAUGAAAACAUACGUAAAGGUCUGGCACCGAAGCCACCUCCACCUGUGAAAGACAGUUACAUGAUGUUUGGUAAUCAGUUCCAGUGUGAUGACUUAAUUAUCCGACCCUUGGAAAGCCAGGGUAUUGAACGGCUGCAUCCGAUGCAGUUUGAUCACAAAAAGGAAUUAAGGAAACUUAACAUGUCUAUCUUGGUCAACUUUUUGGAUCUCUUGGAUAUCUUGAUAAGGAGUCCAGGGAGUAUAAAGCGAGAAGAGAAACUGGAGGACCUGAAACUGCUGUUUGUUCAUGUGCAUCAUCUUAUAAAUGAGUACCGUCCCCACCAAGCUAGGGAGACCCUGAGAGUCAUGAUGGAAGUGCAGAAACGUCAGCGUCUGGAAACUGCAGAGCGAUUUCAGAAGCAUUUAGAGAGAGUUGUGGAGAUGAUUCAGAACUGCCUGGCAUCAUUGCCUGAUGAUCUCCCUCAUUCAGAGGGAGGACUGGGAGUGAAAACAGAACCAAUGGACGCUGAUGAUGGCAACAGCUGCAUUGGACAGAGUGAGAAGCAGAGAGAACGUUCUGGCUGCAAGAGAGAUCAGGUUUUAGACAAAGAUGCAGCUAUGUGUAGCAUUAUUGAUGAAAUGACAUGAAGGAAGCAUUUAUUAUGUUAGCACACAAUACAGAGGCCAGAUGGCUGUGAGGGUAUAUGCUGUAUUUUGUUUUUCUGUUGUGCCAGCAGUUGAAACAUUCGCACCUACGGUGGGGUGGGUGUGAGUUGCUAAGCAGCUGUAGGUACUUAAUAUUUUGUAUGGGCUGUAUGCGUAUUGGUAAAAACAACAACGUAUGCUUUGUCCUGUGUGGAUGCUGUUGAAGUUAGCUUUUUUUUGUAGAACAUUGUUUUGUCACUUACAGCUUUCUGGGACAUGCUUCAUCUUGUAAAUGCCUUAUGCUGUGGAAGCAGAGGAUCUGACUGACUGAAAUUGAAGCUGACAGUUCCUGGAUUUCAAAUAAAUGUUAGUUUACAUUUGAAA